CGCGGGUCUGGCGGCAGCCGGUGUCAAGGGUUGUUUUUCCAGUAAUUUGGACCUUUUUGAAGCACCUGCUUGCCUAAUGCCAUGAAUAUUGCAGUGAGCAAUGAGGAAGAAAAAGCUGUCCAUUCCUGGUCAAGAAUUUCCUCUGCAGGACAGAAGGUACUGGAGGAAGCCCUCCGAGUCUUCAAUCCGAUGUCCAAGGACCUUUCAGACACAGAGACCCAGCUGGUGGCCUUCAUCCAAGGCCUGAAGGAGGAGGGCUACCAGCCCACAAUUUUGAGGAGUAAGGAUGUGUACGGGUAUAGCUCGUGCACAGCAGUCACACCAAGUCAGAUGGAAGAAAACACACAGCGCAACUGUGCCAGCACCACUGAGCCCACUCAGAGUCCAGCCAGGAACUCGGUGGCAAAAGUGGCCCCUUUUCCCACCAGCAUUCCAGUGAGCUCUUUGAAAGUCUCCAGUCGGCCAGUCUCCAAAGGGGAUUCCACAAAUCUCCUCUUGAGCUCCUUGAAGCAGACAGGAUCUGGCACAUCCAAGGCAGCAGCCGUGGGCUUCCCUACAAGCAUGUAUCCUGACGUGUAUCCAGCUAUGAGACUGUCAGUGGUUUUGGAAGCCCUGGUGCCACUGAAAACUGCAACGUCCUGUUUGGAGUCCAAGUACACACAAGGGCGUCUUGGGAUCUCUCCCUCAGACCUUAAACUCCUCAAGACUUCAAGUCCACCAAGACAGUUUUCUUCAGGCAAGAGCACUAAAAUAACCGAAGGCAAGGGGUACAAGCGUUCGGUUAAGAAAGCACCAGAUUCUGCCACCCGUGCUUUAAAGCUUCUGAAGGGACCAAAGGGUGGAGUGCUGCAGGAGAGCAACGCCUGCAAGGCCUCCGGAGUUCUCAACGGGAGAGUCACAGGCAGCUCAUCCCAGGACUGCACCACAGCACCACAGCCCAAGACCUUGAAAAUCAAAGAUAAGGAAGCUCUGUUGGGAAAAACAGAGUGGAAGGACAGCAGCGCUUACCAGGAGAGCACUGGGCAGAAGAAGAGAAGAGCUACAGAGGCAAAAGAAGCACCACAGAGGAAAAAAGCAAAUACCAUUCCUGUCCGAAAGAAAACUCGGCAGGCUCAGAGCACUUUGAACCUGCUGAAAUUCCGGACCAUCAAGGUGGGCAGCUCUUCCUCUGAUGAUGAAGUGAGGAGGAGAGCACAGAAGAUUCUUAGGGUCAACCUGUCCCCUGUGAUCCAAAUUCAGCCCUUGUCCCAAUCUCAUAGUGUUCCCUGAGUUUCUUCACUUUGUCACUUUUUUUUUGUAAGUAAGUAAAUACAAGCCCGGCACCAGAGCACAGAGAGGUUUAGGAGUGACUCUGUCUUUGGUGCCAGUAUGCUGACUUACCUGCAGACAGAGCAGCCCACUCUCAUGCUGUUACUGCCUGUCUGCCACUGCUGUGCAGAACUGGCUGCAGAAAUCCAAACGCCUGUUUGGGAGUGCAGGACGGCGACUCUGGCCUGCAUCGAUCUGAGCAGGCUGGAGAGCUCACUUCCCACCACGUGCCCCUGAACCUGCUCUUGUGCAGGGGAGAACAUAGGACUUUCUCAUGACAUUGAUGCACUGUGAUAUUGCUCUUUUUCAAGCUGUACAUUUACUGGUUUUAUUUUGAUCAAAUUUUAUAACUUUAUUAUCUAUAUAUCUAUAUAUCCAUAUAUGUGCAUAUGGCCCAGGAACUGUGGGAAGAUGCACUUCCUCCAUCCCUUUGGGAUUGGGUUUGAUAGCUUUUGUUCCUUCUUCCCUCCAGCUAGUCUUUUGUUGAAAGGUGCCAGGAUUCCUUUGUGGUUCAGUGUUGUGACAGCCUGUCCUGGGCUUCCUUGAGCAGCUCAGAGGCAGCAGUGUUGUAGCCACUUGUUUGUCUCCAGAAUGCCAAACAAUUUGGAGAAUUACCAGCUGGUAGUUUUAAUCCUGUUUUUGGUAUUACCUCUGCAUAACAGUGGGGGAGUGUCACAGGGCUGCAAGUCUGUCUGUCGUCUUUAGGCGCCUCCUCCCUUUGUGGGUAGCAGAAGUUUUGAACUCAUGGUAGGGAUUUCCCUCCGAAGAGGAUUCUUCCUCAGCACCCAGCAUUACUCUGCUGUCCUACACCCCAGGUGCAGCUAUGGAUCAUGAACUGUGACUUGGAGCCAAAAGGCUGGAAAUGUUAGCAAGAAUUGUGUAGUGUCCUGCCUACCAUGUAACUGCUUUUCUACUGCUGGGUGUUCCAGGAGCAGAUUCCAGGUGCUGGUAGAGAAGACUGUUGGUUUUGGCUGGAGUUAAACCACAACAGAGACACAGGCUGUGUUUGAAUGUAUUAGCUACAUCCUGCUAGUCCCAGAGCUCAGUGGGAUACUUGAGCCUGAGUUAAAGCAGAAAAGCGAAAAAUUUGGGAGGGCAUAUACCAGCACUUAAACAUAGAGAGUCGCUUUCUGUGGUUUGUGGGGAUGAAGCAGUAGAAGGAGAGAUGGGCACCAUGUUGUGAUGGGUGGCAGCCUUGUUUUGCUGUCAGGGAUGUUGUGAGAAGGUGUGUGGCAGGUCUGAGAGCUCUGUGUGGAAGGAGUGCAGGAGUGCAGUCCCCAGGAGGCACUGCAGAACCACUGCAGAUGGCUGCUGUCACCUCCUUGCACCAGGGGCACGCUGUCGGAUCGGAACAUGGCUCUGUGCUCCACAGGGAGGGAUCUACUAAUCCCAUGAGAAACACCUCAUUGGAGCAGUUAGUGCUGCUGCUGUCACCUGGAAGGGACAACCUGGUGUCCAGGGGAAAGGAAGAGGUGUUGAUCUGGGCUCCGUACAGCGCCACUGUAUGCUCAGAUCUCUGCAGCAAUAGUGUAUAAUCCACUCAUUCUCUCACCAGCUCAAAAUACCAGUUGUCUGACCUAGUAAUCUCUGUGAACAUUGGCUGAAGGGAUGAGCUCCCCAGGGAAGUCUCAGCUCCUUACAUUUAAGCCCCACCCCUCAAGCACCUGGUUGAAUUUCAGUGGUUUAUAAGAGGAGUU
Messenger RNA from Sturnus vulgaris (Common starling), 3005 nucleotides. RefSeq names its product coiled-coil domain containing 71 (gene CCDC71). The record is from RefSeq and is a predicted model, not a curated record. NCBI's taxonomy places the organism in Eukaryota, Metazoa, Chordata, Aves, Passeriformes, Sturnidae.